Rotaria sordida is the source of this 876-nucleotide messenger RNA. The record is from the annotation of a GenBank genome assembly. NCBI's taxonomy places the organism in Eukaryota, Metazoa, Rotifera, Eurotatoria, Philodinida, Philodinidae.
AUGGCUCUAACAAGGAAAAGUCGAACUGCUAUGGAUGUACUUAAAUCUAAUAUUGAAUACAUUUCAACAUAUUCAAAAAAAAUUGAUGACAUGCUCAAUGGUGGUAUUCGUAUAGGUGUUAUAACAGAACUAUGUGGAAAUCCAGGAAGUGGAAAAUCAAAUUUAUGUACUCAAUUAUGUAUUUCAGUACAAAUGAAAUAUGGGAUUACAUCAAAUGAGACUGGAACAGUAAUUUAUAUUGAUACAGAAGGAAGUUUUGUACCUAUACGAUUACAAAAUAUGGCAAUGGCUGCUGAAAAUCAUUAUAAAAAUGAAAAUAAAAAUUCUAUAAAUACAAAUUCAAUUGAACAACUAUUAAAAAAUGUAACAUAUUUUCGUUGUAUAAAUGUAGCAGAAUUAAUUGCUUGUCUUAUUCAAUUAAAACAAAUUAUGACACCAGAACGUAAUGUUAAAUUAAUUAUUCUUGAUAGUCUUGCACAUCCUAUUCGAAGUAUUAUUGAUGGUGAUCAUUUAACUCGUCAUAAAUAUAUAGUUCGAAUUGUUACAAUGUUACAAAAAUUAGCUUCAGAAAAUAAUUGUGCUGUUGUUAUUGUUAAUCAUAUGAUAGCAAAAGUUGAAUCACAAAAAAAUGAAGCAUAUUGUGCUCCAGCUCUUGGUGAUGCAUUUGGUCAUAUGUCUCAAUUACGACUACAACUUUCAUGGAAAAUGAAUAAACGAGAAGCUCGUGUUCUUAAAUCACCUCAUAUAGCAGAACUAUCAACAUUUUUUCAAAUAACUGAUGAUGGUAUUCGUGACAUAGAUGAAACUGAAUCAAUGGAUGAUAGUGAUUAUAAUUCAGCAUCACAAGAAAAUAUACAUGCAAUUUCAAAUAUGUAA